GGUAACACGGAGAAGGGAUUGUGGUGUACUUGUGGUGAGGUUAGGAGAGAGGACGCGAGGGAAGAGCUAUUUGCAAGAUUACUGUCAAAUUGCCAGCUAUUACGCGAUUCUCGCAGGCAGACGACGCUCACAUAUCAAUUGAGAGAUUUGAAAAAGAAACGGAUGUCAUAUUGAUGGCGACAUCUGCCGGCAAUGUACACGUUUCCUAACUAGGCAGCUUUACGCAUGUUCAACCAACAAGCCCUCUGUGGAGUAAUGCGUUCAUUGGUGAAGUACAACAACUGGCAAAAUGAAGAUGGCGGACGGAUCCACAAUCCUAAGAAGAAAUAGGCCCGGAACAAAAGCAAAGGAUUUUAGUAGGUGGCCAGAUGAACCGUUUGAAGAAAUGGAUAGCACACUGGCUGUACAACAGUAUAUCCAACAGAUGAUUAGAAGAGAACCAUCGAAUAUUGAUCUAAUUCUAAAUAUGCCAGAUGCACAAGACGAGGGUGUAUGGAAGUAUGAACACCUCAGACAAUUCUGUAUGGAAUUGAAUGGUUUGGCAGUUAGAUUACAAGGAGAAUGUGACCCUGGAAUUUGCACUCAAAUGACUGCCACUGAACAGUGGAUAUUCUUGUGUGCUGCUCACAAAACUCCAAAAGAGUGUCCAGCCAUUGAUUAUACGAGACACACUCUAGAUGGUGCAGCUUGUUUGCUCAACAGCAACAAAUACUUUCCCAGCAGAGUCAGCAUAAAAGAUUCUUCUGUAGCUAAACUUGGGUCUGUCUGUCGCAGAGUUUACAGAAUCUUUUCUCAUGCAUACUACCAUCACCGUACAGUAUUUGAUGAGUUUGAAAACGAGACCUUCCUCUGUCGCAGGUUUACAGCUUUCGUAACAAAAUAUAAUCUGAUGUCACAGGAUAAUUUGAUAGUGCCCAUAACAGUAGAGGACACUGCUACGGAAAGCGAGGCAUAGGGCCCACCAGUUCGGUCUUUCUGUCCGAGACCCAACUGUCAAAUUUAACAUAUAACUGAUUCACGACUCGAGUACCUCAUGAGGCUGUCUUGGGCCUUAAGAGCGUAGGAAUAAAUCAGUAAGUUCAAUCCCGGUCAAAUUCUACAUAAUUUUCUUGAGGUACAAAAGAAUCCCAUGCAGAGGCGCCACAGGAAGAUAAUUGAAUAUUAGCUGAAUUUUUCAGUUCUGAGAAAAAAAAUGAAUUUAUAGACGUUUGUAUAGAAAAUUUCUUUUACACUAUCAAGUAAUUUGUUAUUAUUACAAAGAAUAUGCAAGUGUGGCAAGACGUGAAUAAUUUUACGGUUGAUGAUAAAAUAAUGUUUAUAAGUCAAUAUAGCACGAGAGUGUACAGUAAUAAAAAUAAACGAUCAGAGCGCAAUCAAUAUUGCUGUUUAACGAGACGUGUUGCUGCAUGGAUUGCUGUUGUAACGAAACUCCGUAUACUGAAUUAAUCGUGCGAAUAAAUAUUUCCAAGGGAUUGAAUAUUAAAUGCGCUAUAUUUUUUAAUAGUGGCAAGUCUAUUUAUACGGCGGUGACCGUCACAAAAAAAAACCAAUGGCUGCUCUGCACUUAAUUUCGAGAUUAUACGACUUAAACUUGAUUCCAUCAAAAUGAGUUUGUUAUGUAUACCGUAAUUUAUAUUUAAUUUUAAUUGUAUUUCAUAACAAUACAAUUUCAUUGGGAUUAUGUGUGUAAUGAAAAUUUGACCACAAGUCAUUUCUUGUAGGUUAAAUAUAAGGGAUGCUGAACAAACCCAUAUAUGAUAUUGCAUAAUGAAAUAAGAAAACUAAUAAAAGAAUUUUUAAGCAUAACCGCGCAAAACCGUGCGUUACUGUCUCAUUAUAUUAAGAAACGUCAAACUUGACUGAAACAAUUUUAUAAACAAUAUAUUAAACUCCAAGCAAAGAAAAACAAGUUUUCGAUCCGGUUAAUCGAUUCAAUAUCACUGUUACUGGAGGAAGGUUUUUACCAUUUUCACUCAUGUCCAAACGUUUUACUAUUCUCCUAAUGAGAAUCAUAAAUAUUAUCUUUAAACUCCACCAUGAAAGUGAAUGAGCCAAGAAGAAAAAAAAAUAGAAGAAAGAUCCUACCCUUUCGAAAGGACCCACAGCUCGUAAAUAAAUAACAUUGAAAAAAAUAUUCCUUUCUUGUUAGGAAUAGUAACUACUUCGUACAUUAUUACUACUUGGUAAUUGCUUUAACAUUGCUCAAAACAGCAAAUAUUUAGAUACAAUUUCAACAGCUCGAUGUGCAAUUGUGCAAUUUUUUCAAAUUUUACCAUAGAUUUCUAAUACACGGUUAUGAUAAGAAUUAGAAGACCUUCUUUCCCCACAAUUUCUGGAUAGUCGAAAGCGUUAACUGAUUUUUGACCACAUUCCGUUGAAGAAGAAAAGAUAAUAAAAGAAUGAUAAAAACUCUAAAAA
Cephus cinctus (wheat stem sawfly) is the source of this 2418-nucleotide messenger RNA. RefSeq names its product MOB kinase activator-like 4 (gene Mob4). The coding region runs from base 290 to 955 and encodes 221 amino acids. The transcript is spliced from 5 exons. Gene Ontology annotation, cellular component: cytoplasm. Lineage: Eukaryota; Metazoa; Arthropoda; Insecta; Hymenoptera; Cephidae. The record is from RefSeq and is a predicted model, not a curated record.